Messenger RNA from Lethenteron reissneri (Far Eastern brook lamprey), 6501 nucleotides. RefSeq lists its product as uncharacterized. Gene Ontology annotation, biological process: proteolysis; extracellular matrix organization. Lineage: Eukaryota; Metazoa; Chordata; Hyperoartia; Petromyzontiformes; Petromyzontidae. Gene Ontology annotation, cellular component: extracellular matrix. The record is from RefSeq and is a predicted model, not a curated record. Gene Ontology annotation, molecular function: metalloendopeptidase activity; protein binding.
GCGACGCAAGCCACGCGCAGCCACGCGCCGCGAGGAGCACGGGCAGCACGGGAGGAGCACCGCCCGCAUCAUAUGAAGCCGGCAGGGCAAAGGGGCUCGGCUGAAACAUCUCACACAGACACUGAAGACAAUUCGAGAGACGCAGCAACAACAACGACAACAACCACAGCAACAAGAAGAAAGCGAGCCGGGGGUGUCUCUCUGGGUCCCCUUGACCUUUCACAGGAGUGACCGCGUCUCUGGCAGCUUGUGCAUGAGCCUUCGGAAGACGUUGACAGCCACGGACGAGUGACCCCGUGGGCAGCGUGCUGUGUCGAUCUGAGCUGACCCUCUUGUCCGCGAGCUGGCGGCGGCGAGGGUUUGAACCUGGGUCCCGGGUUGGAGGAGGAAGAGUGAGGAGGGAGUGAGAAGGAGGAGGGAGUGACGAGGAGGAGGAGGAGUGCUGCAAGUGGCGCAGGCGGCGGCGGGGGGGGGGGACAAAAAAGCGCUCUCUGGAGUUUGUCGUCUCGACCAAAAAAAGCAUCCCCACCCGAGGGCGCGCGGAAGCUCUGCCGAAAAUCAAGAUCACAGCGCAGGAGAAGGCGGCAGGGCCGUCAGCCAGGGACCUGGGGGCAAACAUGACGUGGCAAAGCUCAGGAGAUGUUGGUGUUGCCAUCGGGGUUGCCAUGCCCGCUCUCUGGAUCCUCCUCUCGUUCUGCGUCCUCAGUGGCGAGGCUGGCAGCAGGCCGGCGGCGCUGCUGUCGCGGCCGAAGCGGCAGGCGCUCUCCGUGGGCGAGUGGGGGCCCUGGUCAGCCUGGAGCCCGUGCUCCCUCUCCUGCGGCGGCGGCGUCACCCUCCGGAGCAGGCGGUGUGCCUCCAGAUUUCCGGACACAGAACCCUGUCAGGGGGACGAGCGCCAGUACCAGGCCUGCAACAUGGUGGUGGAAUGUCCUCAAGGCUCGGUAGAUUUCAGGGAAAUGCAGUGCACCUUAUACAACGACCGCCCAAUCCGGGGACACGGAGGAAUAUUUCAGUGGACUCCCUUUCACGGAGCUAUAAACCAGUGCGAGCUGAACUGCCUCGCCACGGGACAGAACUUCUAUUACAACUUUGGCCGGGUGCUCGAUGGGACUCGCUGUGGCAUGGACUUGGGCCAACUUUGCGUCAAUGGUCAGUGCCUGGCUGCGGGUUGUGACCUCAUCCUGGGAUCGGGAGCCAAGGAGGAUGCCUGCCGCGUGUGCGGCGGCCACAACGAUACCUGCCAGCACUUCCGGAGCAUCUUCAUGUCGUCGCACCCCUCUACCGGCCACUUCGGCUACAGCGAGGUGGCCACGAUCCCGGCCGGUGCCACCCACAUCCGCGUGAGCGACAACAGUCGCAACUACCUGGCGCUGAUGAAUGGCCACCGUCGUUACGUGAUCAACGGGAACUGGGUGAUCGACUGGCCGGGCGAGUACGUGGUGACGGGAACCAAGGUGCUGUACAAGCGCUCGGCGGACAAACAGGAGACCAUGGAGGCGGCCGGGCCCACGGGCGAAGACCUUCACGUCAUGGUGCUGUUCCGUGAGCAGAACCCUGGCAUUGAAUACGAGUACUGGCUGCCCAGCGAGAGGCACAGCCACAUACAGGAAACGCAACGUGCUCUCCUGGAUGCGGGCUGGCCCGCCGACCUACUGCCCUGGCCACCGGUCAUCAGCACUACCCCUCCUACCACCACCACUACUGCCACGACCACCACCACCAUCACCCCAUAUCGGCCUCACUUUCCACAUGGCUGGCCAGGAUUUUGGCCACACCAACAACCACAUCAACAACCUCAACAGCAGUCCCACCCACCUGACCAGCAGCAACCCCACCAUCAUUAUCCUCAUUCGCAACCUCAUCAUUCGCAACCUCAUCACCAUCCCCAUCAGCCUCAUCAGCAAUCCCAGCUGCAGAUGCAUCAGCCUCACCAGCAGCAGCAGCAGCAGCCUCACCAGCAACAUGAGCAACCUCAUCACCAUCCCCAUCAGCCCCAUCAGCCUCAUCAGCAGCAGCAGCCUCACCACCAACAUGAGCAACCGAGGCACCAUCCCCACGAACCUCACCAGCAAUCUCAGGUGCAGAUGCACCAGCCAUACCAGCAGCCGCAGCAGCAGUCCCCCCACCACAAACCUCUCCAUCACGAGCAGCACCACGAGCAGUCGCACCAACCUCAGCAGCAGCAGCAGCCUCCCCCGGAGCGCCAGCGCUACGGCGCUCACCCUGCACACGGGCAGCAACACCCGCACGCCAGCUCCGCCGCCAGCUACGGAGACCACCGCCAGCACCAGCAGCAGCAGCACCAGCACCAGCAGCAGCACCAGCAGCAGCAGCACCACCAGCACCAGCAGCACCAGCAGCACCAGCAGCAGCAGACCCCCAACCGGGUGCCGCAGAGUGGCCAGCAAGGGCACGGCGCGGCAGGGCCCCGUGACGCCGCGUCCCCUCCGCGCCACGACGUCCAGAACUCGGUGCAGCAGCGCUACGAGCCCCCGCGGAGCGUCCUGCGGCCACGACUGCCCCCGCCGCCUCCCCCCGAAUAUUGCUCGCGGUGCAAGAAGGUCCGAGGAAGGUCAAACAGGAUCAAGCAGUUCUGUGAGAAGGAUUUCGUAUUCCGCGGCAAGGUGCUGGGCAAGAAGACGAUGGGCCUGGAGACUCGCUACGAGGUGCAGGUGACACGCACGUACAAGAGCGACUUCCCGCUGACGACGCGCGAAUACGUGUGGGUGCCCAACGUGUGCGAGUGCCCGCGCGUGCUGGAGCACCGCGAGUACGUCUUCAUGGCGCGCCGUCACGUCAACUUCGAGCGCACGCUCAACCGCAUCCUCCUGGAGCACGACAGCUUCCUGAGGCUCUUCCAGGCCCGAGGAGACGCGUCUCAUGAAGGGCCUGGCCGACCUGUGCCGCAAGCGCAAGCUCAACCCCGGCGCUGCGGGCUAGCGGGGCUAGCGGGGCUAGCGGGGCUAGCGGGGCUAGCGGGGCUAGCGGGGCUAGCGGGGCUAGCGGGGCUAGUGGCUGGCGGCCAGCGGAGCCUGCUGUGCUUGGUACCCCUCCACUUCCUCCGCCUGCCCCCCCACCCCCGUGCCUACGAAACAGACCCUGAGGACAUAUUUGUUCCACUUCGCUGCCUGCCCUUCCUUCCGUCUUUUCAGCGACUUAACGGCUGUGACUGACUGCUGCUGCUGCGCGCGGGGCGGCAGGUGGGCCCGAUGAAGCCUCUCGCUUCAGUUCAAGCCGAACGCAAAUGUUCGCCAAAGAUGACAGAGCAGACGUUGGGGUCGUGUUGCUGCUCACCGAGGUGCUGCGGGGGCCCUGACGAGUGAAGAGGCAAAAGUGGCUCCAUUCUUCCGACCAAAAAAACCAGAAUGACAUGCUUCGAUUUGUACUUUCUUUUUACACUUCUGCUGCAUCCAUACACGGAGGGAAAUGGGCUUAAAGGAGACCGGCUUUAUUGGCGUGUUUACCUCAAAACUGUUAGCUGGUAAAGGCAAAGGUCAAUGAAUGGCCAAGAAUGCGGCUUGCCUCAUCUGUGCAUUUAUUACACGUACGUAAUUAUAGGCAGCUUCAAGUGGUGUACAAAUGCCGUGGUAAUGCUGGCCACAGCCCGUGGCUCAAUGUGCUUCGCUGAUCUGGUGAAUGAGGAGCACGCCAUGUUGAGAGGUUGUGGUGCCCGUUUCAAAAGAGAAGCACAGCCCCCUCUCUUUUCAUUUGCAUCUCCCUAGUCGCAGCUUUACAAGCACUUACUCGAGUUAAUUAUUUCCUGCCAGACAACGGUGUUAAUCAGUGACCAGAGACGCCUUGCAAAGAGACUUAAAAUCUAGAAGAACCAGUAUGGUAAUGACGUGUGUAUGAGUCUCUUACUAAGGACUAAAGCUGAGAGGUUCAAACUAUUAAAGAAUUAAAUUAUUUUUUUACUUUACCAGGUAAGGUUCACUGAGCUAUGUAGCUCUUUUUCAGAAGCGACCUGGCCACAGACGAUAGCUCAACAAAGUGGCUUAUCGUGUGGCAAUUUAUAGCAGCCAAAUACUCUAAACCCACGUUGAUUACAAUUAUAAAUGUGGAGGGGAAAACCGGAGGGCCUGGAGAAAAAUCCACGCCACCACAGGGAGAACAUGCAAACUCCAAAUGUACAGGCGUCAUGGUUCGGGAUGAAACCCACAAUCUCCUGUAUACCAGGUGAGGUAGUUAACAUCUCGUCCUCGUGGCACCCCGAAAAAAAUUGUGUUUUAAGCGUUCUCACAAAACAUUGAUAGAAAAUAAAUCAAUUAAUAACAUGUGAAGGGCACAAAAUAUGCGCAUUGCACGAGUGUGAAUGGCGCAAGAAGAGGCAUAUAAUGAACAAACUUUGGGCAUAUUCCAGGCAUGAAUCAGUUGGUCAAGGUUGCACUAAACUAUCAUGCAAUCCGUAUUUAUCUUUCAUCACCCAUACCAUUCUUUGCAACGGUAAGCCUUUUAAUUCUCUUCGUCAGUUAUAAAAUUUUGUUUUUUUUAUUCAAUGGAGAUUUAAAGGCUGGAUAACAUCAGAAUACAUUUCUUAACAGUGUUUCUUUAAGGAUGGAGAGAAUGUUUGAAGAUAAGCGGACGGAAUUGGACUUGAUGAACCUCAGACGGUGGUUCACCAAACGUAUAAAUGGUGCUUUGACUUGCCCCAAGAAGGUCACUUUGACAAAAGCCCGAGUGUUUGCUUUAACGUGCCAUCGUAGAGUCCAUUUUCGUGGCUUUUUCUGUAAUCCACACAGAAGAAGCAACGGUAUAUAUUUAUCAAUUAAAAAAACAGGGGUUUAACAAAAGAUAAAUUUGGUGCUACUACCACAAAUGCUCCCGACUGCUCCCGGACGGCCGAGAAAUCGGCUGAGAAAUCGGCCGUGUUCGCGUUAAGCAACGCUGUCCUAAGGCCACGGGUCAGAUGUUGUGACCUCGGUGGUGGUGUUUUUGCUUUGCGGGUGGCCAAGCUCGUCACCGUUCGCAGGCCGCUGACCUCGCUUCGACAGCCGCGACCGUUCCCUUGUGUCGCCACCCAGUUCACGGCGUCAGCUGGAGGAGCCCUCUCACUUUUUUUUGUAGUUGGGGCCUCUUCCUUCUUAGCUCUUGUUUUUGUUUGCCUCUGGGACGCAGCAGCCGCGUUGCGAUCGUGAGAUGGAGGUGAUCCAGAAUAAGUCUCGGGGCGAAACCUUGCACCAGAGAGGUCACAGUUAAAGCAAAAAAAAGGCCACACACACGGGUAACGUUUUUCUCUCUGUGAUGCAGUCGUGGUGAUGUGGCUAGAGUUGCCACCUGUUCUCGUUUUCCCAGGACCUUUAUCUUGUUGAGAGAUAUCUCUCCUGGGAAAUCCUUAAGUCUUCCCGGGAGCAUUAAAGUCACGUUUUUUUUGUAGAACGACGCCACUCAAGACACCGCGUAUUUACACGUUGCUCUCCCACUCUUCCGGUAUCGUGAGAUAUUAUUCUUCCCAUAUGUCCCUGUUUUUUGUUUUGUUUUGUACCUCGGAUGUGCAACCCGAAUGGUAACGUGGCUGCCCCCAUCAGCGAUGUCAUGCGAUGACGCGUCUGCCUGCCAUUACCAUGUCCUCACGGGCUAUGCUUGGAAAUACGGACGUGAAAGAUGCCCGUCGUAAGUCGGACUUUCAUUUUACGGUUAAUUUAUCUGAAUUUAUGUUGAAGGUGUCAGGUACAUUACAAAAGGAUUACAAAAUGAGUAUUUUUUCAUAAUACUCUUUUUAUGAAAAAUAUGAAAUUAUUUACAGCCAAAAAACCUAUUGUAUUUUGUACAAAACAAUUCUAUAUUAAAUGCUUUGUUUGUUGUAUCUUAAAACACACGUAUAUUUAUUUUUUAAAUUGUAACAUUUUUUUUAUAAGCUGUACGUUCCUUUAAACAAAUGCCUUCCGAUGCAUUGGCAUAGUAUAGAUGCUUAUACAGUACCUAAGUGGACGCUGCCUGAACUUCACGCUACAUUUUUAUAAAGAAAUGUAAGAGUCAUAAAAUUACUAUUUAGGUGUUUGUGGUUGUGCUGUGGAGCUCUCCGGCGUGUUUCCAGGUUGUACCGCAUUUUGGUCUUCGUGACGGCAAAUCAUUUCCGAAGAAACGCCAAGCACGGGGUCCAAAACGUUGGACAUGGUGUUAAAGAACACGCGGCAACAACCUGGAAACGCAUCAGAGAGCGAUGCUGAGAGAGUGGAAUAAUUCACGAUUGUGUAAAGUAAUCAAUGUAUACUGAGCAUCAGACAGUGCUUGUCCACAUUGGAGACUGGUACCAAGAAAGGGAAUGUCACCAUCCUAGACCGUUUGUGUUAUUAUGUGUUGUCGCGUUUCCAGAGGGUCACGAAAAUACUCUCCUGCAAGAUCGCGGGUACAAUUAAACAAUAGCGCUCGCUUGGUUGUCUCCGAAUGGCUGGCCAACAUUGUGUUGUGUGGCACGUCUGUUGCUGAGAAGCAAUCACAGUGUUAUGCCAUGUUGCAGUCUCCGUUUGUUGCAGUGGCAUUAAAGAGGUUGUCGCGCUCACA